AUGACUUUAAAUAUCUUAAGAGAUGAACGCUCAUCCAUCUUAGGGGACAAAAACAAAAUUUUAGUAGCCAACAGGGGUGAAAUCCCAAUUAGAAUAUUUAGAACUGCACAUGAAUUAUCCAUGAAAACAGUUGCCAUCUAUUCAAAUGAGGAUAGGUUAUCCAUGCACAGAUUAAAAGCCGAUGAAGCUUAUCUGAUUGGUGAAAAUAGUGAAAACAAAUAUACUCCAGUUGGCGCUUAUCUAGCCAUUGAAGAAAUCAUUAAAAUUGCUAAAAAGCAUGGUGUUGAUUUCAUUCAUCCUGGUUAUGGGUUUUUAUCCGAAAACAGUGAAUUUGCUGAUAAAGUUACAAAAGCUGGUAUCACUUGGAUUGGUCCUCCAGCAGAAGUUAUUGACAGUGUUGGUGAUAAAGUCAGCGCAAGAUUAUUAGCUGCCAAAGCAGAUGUUCCUGUUGUCCCUGGUACUCCAGGUCCUAUUGAAACAGUUGAACAAGCUCAGAAGUUUGUUGAUGAAUAUGGCUAUCCUGUUAUUAUCAAAGCUGCUUUUGGUGGUGGUGGUAGAGGUAUGAGAGUUGUUAGAGAGGGCGAUGAUAUUGCCGAUGCUUUCCAAAGAGCUACCUCUGAAGCUAAAACCGCUUUUGGCAACGGUACCUGUUUUGUUGAAAGAUUUUUGAACAAACCAAAGCAUAUUGAGGUUCAAUUACUUGCUGAUGCAUAUGGAAAUGUUAUCCAUUUAUUUGAAAGAGACUGUUCUGUCCAAAGAAGACACCAAAAGGUUGUUGAAGUUGCACCAGCUAAAACUUUGCCAUUAGAAGUGCGUAAUGCCAUUUUAACGGAUGCUGUCAAGUUGGCCAAGACUGCUGGUUAUAGAAAUGCCGGUACUGCUGAGUUUUUGGUUGAUGAUUUGAACAGACACUAUUUUAUUGAAAUCAAUCCUAGAAUUCAGGUCGAACAUACCAUUACCGAAGAAAUCACCGGUAUUGAUAUUGUUGCAGCUCAAAUUCAAAUUGCUGCCGGUGCUUCUUUAGAACAAUUGGGGUUGUUACAAGACAAAAUCACUACUAGAGGAUUUGCUAUUCAAUGUCGUAUAACCACUGAAGAUCCAGCCAAGAACUUCCAACCGGAUACUGGUAGACUAGAGGUUUAUCGUUCAGCUGGUGGUAACGGUGUUAGAUUGGAUGGUGGUAAUGCCUACGCUGGCGCUGUUAUUUCCCCACAUUACGAUUCUAUGUUGGUUAAAUGUUCAUGUUCCGGAUCCACCUAUGAAAUUGUUAGAAGAAAGAUGUUGAGAUCUCUAAUUGAAUUUAGAAUUAGAGGUGUCAAGACCAAUAUUCCAUUCUUGUUGACUUUGUUAACACAUCCGGUUUUCAAAGAUGGUAGCUAUUGGACUACGUUUAUCGAUGACACUCCAGCCUUAUUUGAAAUGCACUCUUCCAAAAACAGAGCCCAGAAAUUAUUGCAUUAUUUAGCUGAUUUGGCCGUUAAUGGCUCAAGCAUCAAGGGACAAGUGGGGCUACCUAAAUUGCAUACACAACCAAUCAUUCCUCAGCUACAUGAUAGUAACGGUGAGGUUAUUGAUGUUAACAGUGUGGCUCCACCAGCCGGUUGGAGAAACGUUUUAUUAAAUAAGGGUGCCGAAGGUUUCGCUAAAGCUGUUCGUGACUUCAAGGGUACUUUGUUGAUGGAUACCACCUGGAGAGAUGCCCACCAAUCUUUGUUGGCAACCAGGGUUCGUACUUACGAUUUGGCUGCCAUUGCACCUACCACUGCGCACGCUUUGAGUGGUGCAUUUGCCUUGGAAUGUUGGGGUGGUGCUACUUUUGAUGUUGCCAUGAGAUUUUUGCAUGAAGAUCCAUGGGAGCGUUUAAGAAUUUUAAGAAAAUUGGUUCCAAAUAUUCCUUUCCAGAUGCUAUUAAGAGGUGCAAAUGGUGUUGCCUAUUCCUCCUUGCCAGACAAUGCCAUUGACCAUUUUGUUAAACAAGCUAAAGACAACGGUGUUGAUAUCUUUAGAGUUUUUGACGCCUUAAAUGAUAUUGAGCAAUUAAAAGUCGGUGUUACUGCUGUUAAAAAGGCUGGUGGGGUUGUUGAAGCCACUGUCUGUUAUUCUGGAGAUAUGUUACAACCAGGCAAGAAAUACAAUUUGGACUAUUAUUUGGACACUGUUAAUAAGAUUGUCAAGAUGGGUACUCAUAUUUUAGGUAUUAAAGAUAUGGCUGGUACCAUGAAGCCGGCUGCUGCUAAGUUGUUGAUUGGGUCCAUCAGAGCCCAGCAUCCUGAUUUGCCAAUACAUGUGCAUACACAUGAUUCUGCAGGUACCGGUGUCGCCUCCAUGGCUGCUGCUGCUUUAGCUGGUGCAGACGUUGUAGAUGUUGCCACCAAUUCUAUGUCUGGGUUAACUUCUCAGCCAAGUAUUUCUGCUCUAUUGGCCUCCUUGGAUGGUGAGAUUGACACUAAUGUUAGUAUUAGCGAGGUCCGUGAAAUAGAUUAUUAUUGGGCCCAAAUGAGGUUGCUGUAUAGUUGUUUUGAAGCCGACAUAAAGGGACCGGACCCAGAAGUCUACUUGCACGAAAUUCCAGGUGGACAAUUGACCAAUUUAUUGUUCCAAGCCCAGCAAUUAGGCUUGGGUGAACAGUGGAUUGAAACAAAGAAGGCUUAUCGCGAGGCGAACUACUUGUUGGGAGAUAUUAUCAAGGUUACCCCUACUUCCAAAGUUGUCGGUGACUUGGCUCAAUUUAUGGUUACCAAUAAGCUAACACCAGACGAUGUUAGACGUUUGGCUUCUUCUUUAGAUUUCCCGGAUUCUGUCAUGGACUUCUUUGAGGGUAUGAUUGGGCAACCAUUUGGUGGUUUCCCAGAACCAUUGAGAACUGAUGUGUUGAAAAACAAAAGAAGAAAGUUGACUGUUAGACCAGGUUUGGAAUUGCCACCGUUUGAUUUGGAAAGAAUAGGAGAAGAUUUGAAAAGUCGCUUCGGGGAUUCUAUUUCUGAGUGUGACAUUGCCUCUUAUAACAUGUAUCCAAAAGUUUAUGAGGAUUUCCAAAAGAUGAAGGAAAAAUAUGGUGAUUUGAGUAUACUACCAACCAGGAAUUUCUUGAGUCCUCCUGUCGUUGGCGAAGAAAUUGUUGUUACAAUUGAACAAGGUAAGACCUUAAUUAUUAAACCGCAAGCUAUUGGUGAAUUGAACAAAGACACUGGUAUAAGAGAAGUUUACUUUGAAUUAAACGGUGAAUUGAGAAAAGUUUCAGUUGUUGACAAGAACCAAAAGGUUGAAACUGUUUCCAAGCCAAAAGCCGAUGCUCAUGAUCCAUUGCAGGUCGGUGCGCCAAUGGCUGGUGUCAUUGUUGAGGUUAAAGUCCAUAAAGGUUCUUUGCUUAAGAAGGGUCAACCAGUUGCAGUCUUAAGUGCUAUGAAGAUGGAAAUGGUUAUUUCUUCACCAAGUGAUGGUUUAGUUAAAGAAGUUUUGGUUAAAGACGGUGAAAAUGUUGAUGCCUCAGAUUUGUUAGUUUUGUUGGAAGAAAACGAUGAAGAAGAAAAAUGA
Molecule: messenger RNA, 3534 nt
Organism: Saccharomycodes ludwigii
Lineage: Eukaryota; Fungi; Ascomycota; Saccharomycetes; Saccharomycodales; Saccharomycodaceae
Gene: PYC2
Product: pyruvate carboxylase 2
Exons: 1
Coding region: 1-3534 (1177 amino acids)
Biological process (GO): gluconeogenesis; pyruvate metabolic process
Cellular component (GO): cytoplasm
Molecular function (GO): pyruvate carboxylase activity; ATP binding; metal ion binding
Source: RefSeq, a predicted model, not a curated record